This is a messenger RNA of Culicoides brevitarsis, 3249 nucleotides long. Its product is annotated as BMP-binding endothelial regulator protein-like. The transcript has 7 exons. The record is from RefSeq and is a predicted model, not a curated record. NCBI's taxonomy places the organism in Eukaryota, Metazoa, Arthropoda, Insecta, Diptera, Ceratopogonidae. Gene Ontology annotation, molecular function: BMP binding. Gene Ontology annotation, cellular component: extracellular region. Bases 811 to 2853 code for a protein of 680 amino acids. Gene Ontology annotation, biological process: positive regulation of BMP signaling pathway.
AUUAUUAAAAAUUAAUUAUUAUCAAAAAAUUAUCCGAUUAAUUUUUACUUGUUUUCUCGUUUUAAUCGCUGAAAAUCGGUCAAAAAUCAUAAAAAAAUACAAGGAAGUACCGAGAAAAAUUCAAGUUAAAAAAAUAUAAAGGACGAAAAAAUCCAAAAAUAAUAAUAAUCAUCAUCAUCAACAUCAAGAAAAAAAGUGUUAAAAUAUAUAUUUUUAAAUCAUUGAGAGCGAAUUUUUAAUAUAUUUUUUUUUCGUAUAAAAUAUAAACAGAAGAAAAAAUUUCUUGUGCGAUAAAAAGAUAAAAAUAGAGUUGAGCAAGUUUGUAAAAAGAAAAAAAAAUUAAAAAAUAAUUUCAAAGCAAAAAAAAAAUUCGUAACAUGUCUUGUAGUAGUAUAGUAGAGACAGACAGUAAUAAACGUACAAGUGAGUGACCAUCAACAAGACCGACGGUCUCUUAAUAAUUUUAUUAUACAGAAAAAAAUUUUUUACAUUUUUUCCUAUCCAAGAAAAAAUAAUAAAAAAUAAAAUAAAAUAAUUAAUUAAUUAAAAAAAAUUGUGAAAAAUAAAAAAAAAUAUUUAAUUAAAUAAAAAAUUAAAUAAAAAUAAAAUAAAUAAAAAUUGGAUGAGUUUUGACAGAACUCAACGCGGAAAAAGUUUAUUAGAAACGAUUAUAUUUAUGUGAUGUGUAGCAAUAAAAAAAAUAGUGAGAGAUAAAUUUACGACGAAAUUUUAUUGAAUCAUCAAAUGUAGAAAUAAUUCAACAAAAAUCAAUUGCACUGGACUGGAUACGACGUGUCAUCACUUCAUUAGAUGAUGGAUUUUCGACUGAAAUAUUUCAUUAGCUAUGCAGUAUUUGUGACAACAAUCUUUCCAACGCCAAUUUAUGCGGACAGUGGUAUCAGCGGCAGAAGGCAACCAUGUACAAACGAAAAUGAACCUGUUCCUGUGUCAUUCCUAAAAAACAUUACAAACUGUUUUAAUUGUAUUUGUAAGAAUGGAUUCGUUGAAUGCGAAUCGGAGAGUUGUCCCUCGAUCGACGACUGCUAUAUUCUCGUGCAAAAAGCAACAGGUGGAUGUUGCGACAAAUGUAAAGAAUGUGUGUAUAAAGGCGUAACGUACUCAAGCGGCACCGAAUGGACCCAUCCCGAUGAUCCGUGCACGCACUUCAAAUGUCUCGCUGGCGUUAUCACGGAAUCGAAUUUGCAGUGUUACACGCCGUGCAGCAGUCCGCAUUUGCCGGGACCCGGGCAAUGUUGUCCAACGUGUGCAGGAUGCUAUUUAAAUGGACAACAUAUUCCCGAGGGCAGGGAGGUGUCUUUGAGCGAAGAUCCUUGUGUGAUUUGUCGAUGCACGGGAAAUCGAUUGAUGUGUGUGAAGAAGGCGUGUCCCGUGUUGCAAUGCCCGAAAACGAAGCAGUUGCAGUUGCAAGGCGAAUGUUGCCCACGAUGUACGGAUCGGAUGAAGGAAACGCAUCCAAUUCCAGGAAAAUGCAUUUUAGCACGUGGCUUCCAUCCGCACGGCAAACAAUACAACGCAGAUCUCUGUUCAAAGUGCACGUGUCACAACGGCACAUCCGUUUGUCGUCGCAACUCGUGUCCCGUACUGGAAUGCGCUCCCGAAUAUCAAGAAAAACCCGAUUUCGAGUGUUGUCCGCGUUGCAUGCGUCAAGCUGAAGUGCGUUCGACAUGCAAACACGAAGGAAAAGUCUAUCAGAACAACGAAACAUGGAGCAAUGGACCUUGUCGCUCCUGCGAAUGUCGUGCUGGGGAGAUUCGUUGCGCCCUCGUUCAAUGUCCUCAAACCCCAAAAUGCCGCACAAACGAGAAAUUGGUCUUCAUUCCGGGUCAAUGUUGUGCGAAAUGUGUCGAAAAUCCCGCCGUUUGCACCGUUUACGGGGAUCCGCAUUACAAAACGUUCGACGGAAAGCACUACAGUUUUCAAGGUUCGUGCAAAUAUCAGCUCACGAAGGAUUGCGUGGAUAACGUUUUUGAGAUUCGGGUGACAAAUGACGCUCGCGGAACGCUACAUUCGGCAUGGACUAAAACGGUGACCUUGAAAAUGGGUUACAUCAAGGUCAAUUUGGGGCAAAAAAUGCGCGUGAAGGUGAACGGGACGCGAGUUAUUGAAUUUCCGUACGAGCAGUAUGGACUGAAUAUCACGAAAAACAAGAAAGAGGGCAUCACAGUCGACACAGACAUCGGAAUUCGCCUUUCGUGGGACGGAAAUAACUUUUUGCAGGUAGAGGCCGCCACUAAAUACAAGAAUAAACUUUGCGGCUUGUGCGGAAAUUACAACAACGUGUUCCGGGACGACUUGAAGCAUCGCGACGGACGAAAUAUGUCGGAUAACGAAGUGUGGAAAUUCGCCAGUUCGUGGCGCGUGGGCGGAAGUAAGGCUUGUACGCGUCCAAAAGACGAAAUUAAGCGCCCUCUAUCGAUAUCGGAUGCAUGUAUAAGACGCCCCUCGGCGAAAUGUCGCCCCCUGAAUUUCUCCACAGACGUUUUCAGCGAUUGCCAAAGUCACUUGAACCCCGAAAAGUAUUGGGAAGCGUGUCGCAUGGAUAUGUGCGAGUGUCGUUCGAAGUUUUGUUUCUGCGAAAGUUUCACGGCAUAUGCGCGCGAAUGCCAACGCCAAGGCAUCGAGUUACCGAAUUGGCGCGAACAAACGAAUUGCACGUUGCAACAGAUCCAGAAUCGAACGCAGCUCGCGAUACGGGAAGCGCGAUUGUUGCAGCACGAAAGAACGCGCAAAGAGAUGAUGCGCGACUAUCCGGGACUUUUGCAUCAUCAUCGACUGCAGAAACAUUACAAGAUGCGAAGUACGAGAGCGCCGCCUCCGCCUCUUUUUAACUAAAUUUUAACAUUUUUUUUUUUUUUUUUGACAAAAAAGCUGCCAUCUUCGACAAAAAAAAACUUUUUGAAACACUUGAAACGUUCCAACUGAAUGACGGAAAAUUUUUUUACGAUCGCUUGUACUCUCAAGUUUGGUUCACGAGGAAAAAUUAAAAAUUCCAAAGAACAAUCCUGUGAACGAAACAUUCAAACUUCUACUCUCUCUCGUUACUUUUCUCUAAAAAAAAAAAUAAAUUUAAAAAAAACGCUCGAUCGAUGUUGCGCUUAAUUUCAUCGUGUUCGCAUAAUAAUUCAGCAUCAGUAUUUUUAUAUAAAAAAAAUUAAAUAAAAAAAAAUAAUUUUUAUAUAAAUAUAAAAUUUUAUGUAGAUACCAGAAUUUAAAAAAUUAAGAUUUAUU